Molecule: messenger RNA, 3165 nt
Organism: Paramuricea clavata
Lineage: Eukaryota; Metazoa; Cnidaria; Anthozoa; Malacalcyonacea; Plexauridae
Source: the annotation of a GenBank genome assembly
AGUGGCUGGAAGUUCCAUUUGAUUCGCAGAUGUCUCGCACAAAAAAUCGAGUUUUGGUUCGAGGUCUGAUGAGGUAAUGAUGGCCAAAAUUUAAAUUGUUGUAGUUUCAUGGUUGUCCCUGGACUUGGUUCAAGUCAUUCUCAGGAGAAAAGUAGGGAGAGACGGACUUGGGACAUUUGCAGCAUUUCGAAUGUUACUUGCAAAAUUGGCGCGAAAAUGUGUUGUUGUUCUCAACUCCCAAGCCACGCCUCCGUAGGAAAAAUCCGACGGUAAAAUUUGGCGCGCUUGCAGGGUUUCCAACAACCUCGUACCCAGGCUUUCCACUACGUUCCUCGAACCUGGGAACGAGGUUGGGUAUCCAAGUCCGUCUCUCCUUACUUUUCUCUCAUAUUUUCGGGCCUUUUCUGACUGCUCGCGUGCAUCGCUAUUUUCAACCCCUUGAGAGACGGACUUGAACCUAGUCUAGGUUGUCCCCAAAGUUUAUCGUUCUAUUAUAUUUCUAUAUUUGGAUAGUUCCUCGCAUGCCUUGAUGUUUGGUGUGGCUGCGGGUGCUUCAGGCUUGACAAUACUUCUCACUCAAGUCAAUGGAUUAACUGCUCUAUUAGGUUCGUAAUAAUUCUCAUACAGUAGAUGUCUUCAUGUCAGAUAUAAUAUAUAUUGGAGAUUAUACAGUAGUUCACACAUUUCAGACAGCGCUUAAUUUCCAUUAGCUUGAAAAAUUUACUGUAAUGAAGAGUUGCCACUUUUCAAUUUUGUUGGAAAGUAUGUAGAGAGCUAGAGAGAGAUAGUUAAACACUAGAAGUGUUGGUUCAGUUUAGGUAGUAUAUUCUACAAUAAUAAGCUGCCGUGGUUUGUGUCUGAACUACCUGAAAAAUAUAUCUCAAAGGUGGAGGUCCAGUCACCACUCACCAGUGCACGUUGUAAGUGGUAUUCUACAAUAAUAAGCUGUCGUGGUUUGUGUCUGAAUUUGGUCCAGUGUAGAUAGUAUUCUACAAUAAGCUGUCGCGGUUUGUGUCUGAACUACCUGAAAAAGAUAUCUCAAACGUGGUGGUCCAGUGUAGGUAUUAUUCUACAAUAAGCUGCCGUGGUUUGUGUCUGAACUACCUGAAAAAGAUAUCUCAAACGUGGUGGUCCAGUGUAGGUAGUAUUCUACAAUCAGCUGCCGUGGUUUGUGUCUGAACUACCUGAAAAAGAAAUUUCAAACGUGGUGGUCCAGUGUAGGUAGUAUUCUACAAUCAGCUGCCGUGGUUUGUGUCUGAACUACCUGAAAAAGAAUCUCAAACGUGGUGGUCCAGUGUAUAGGUAUAGUAUUCUACAAUAAGCUGUCGUUGUUUGUGUCUGAAGUCUGAACUACCUGAAAAAUAUAUCUCAAACGUGGUGGCCCAGUGUAGGUAGUAUUCUAGUACUACAAUAAACUGCUUCGGUUUGUGUCUGAACUACCUUGAAGUACUUCAACGUUCGGGCGAAGGCUUUGAUGGCGUAAUCGUCACAGCACGCCCCUUUCACCUCGGAAAUCGUGGGUUCGAUUCUCGUUGCGGACUUAUGACACUUAUAUGCAUGUGAAGAGACAGUCAAGUACCGAAAGUCGUGGGUUUUUACCGGGUACUCCCGUUUCCUCCGAUGCAGAGGGAUUAGGGAAUGUUGACAGGGUGAGUUAGGAAAUACCACAAACCAGCCCUUCCAUCGCAGCUGUACUCCGUGAUCAGACAUGAAUCACAUGGUGGCAUUCAGAGGUGCCCUUAGUAAGCCUUCUACACACGCAAAAGUCUCAUAUCUUGUAGCAAGUCUGCCAACAAGUUGUGUUCGCACUGCUUUUGCCAAGUUGUCAACAAGUUUGGAACAAACUGUUAACAACUUGUAACAACCUUGUUGAUAUUAUCAGACUUGUUGCAAGGUUGUUCCAUGCAACAAGUCCGAUACAGUCAUGAUAUAACAAUAUUGUUACAAUCUUGUGUCAUCAACCUUGUAACAUUCUUGUUAUAUCAUGACUGUAUCAGACUUGUUAGAACAACUUUGCUACAAGUCCAUCAAACGUGUUAGCAGCGUGUUUCAAACUUAUUACAAGCAGUGCGAACACAACUUGUUGACAGCUUGUGAACAGAUUUGUAACAACUUGUUUGCAGACCUGUAACAACUUGGGGGUUUUUUACGCGUGUACUUGAUCAGGUUGAGCUGCAUCCUGGUAUUAAAUUCUCUUCGGUGAGAUUUUAUUCCUCCGCUGGUUCUCAAUAGUCUAUAUACUAUCCGGUAUAUUACUAUUUCUUUUUUAACAAUCGUUACAUAUAUAGACAGACCACUGCUAUCGUUAAUUUCGGUCGUUCUCUCCCGUUUACACUCAAACAAUCUGUAUCAAUCACUAUCUCUCACAGCAUCUAACAACCUCAAUCAAUUGAACUAACUUUGAACGGAUGAUUCCAGCUGUAGACUAAAUUUUGAUCUCGGCAAGCAGAGCAAAAUGCAUCACCACAGCUAGAAAGAGCAUGUUAAAAUUAGUAAAAUUGCAAAGUUUCGUUGCGAAAUGUUGUAAAAUGAGGAAAAUAUAGCCCUACGAAAUUUGCAAAUUUUGUAUUAUUUGUGUUACGCACGGGAAUAUGCACCACUUUCGGUCCAGAUGCUAAGCUAUCAGCAUGCUCUCUCUUGUCACGUGACCAAUCCUAUACAGAUAUACCCCUCACAGAUGGCUUGUAUAUAGUUCAGAAACAAAACAUAAUCUGUUAAAAUCUUGUAUUUUCAGGGGCAUCAACACUAAUUUUAUACACGACUGUGUACACGCCGUUAAAACGUCUGAGUAUAGCGAAUACCUGGGUUGGCUCGGUUGUUGGAGCAUUGCCUCCUCUCAUGGGCUGGACUGCCUGUACAGGAACGUUAGAUCCAGGAGCUUUUAUCCUUGGCGGAAUUUUAUACUCGUGGCAAUUUCCACAUUUUAACGCCCUGAGUUGGAAUCUCCGCGCUGAUUAUUCGAGAGGUAGGUUGUGGGUUAGGGACUAGACUAGUCAUUUAUGACGGGGUGUGGCACCGAAGAGAAAAGAGUUGGGCAAACUAAAUUUGUAGUAAGUAAAAGGUUGGGGACUAAAAAGCAAUAUCAACAGUCAUACGUAUGUUAGUACAAUAUAUAAAUCAAUCAAUCAGAGUCACUAGCUUGAUCAUUUUCCGAUUUGUCAGGAG